UGGGUAAUAUUUGUUUUGACAGCACCGGAUGUUUUGCAAAGAAAAACAAGCUUUCGAACAUAAACAAUCAAUGAGAUCAAUGCUGAUUUCAUUCAAGGAGUAAUAUAUGUUUAAUAAAUACAAAACGAGUACAUAUUUAUCUAGUUUAUAUCAUUUCAAAAAAGCGCAAACAGCUUCUAUCGUUCGAAAAAUGUCGGGUGCAGCACUUGCAGUAGUAGUGGAGAAAUUGAAUGAAUUUGCCCCCGAGAUAUUAGCUGAAAAAUGGGAUAAUGUAGGUUUACUGAUCGAGCCGUAUACCAAGAGAAAUAUCAGAAAAAUUUUACUUACUAAUGAUCUAACGGAAAAUGUGAUGAGCGAAGCAUUGGCGAGAAAUGCUGACAUGAUUAUUUCAUACCAUCCACCAAUAUUUGCUCCAUUGAAGAGGAUUACCCAAAAAUCGUGGAAGGAGCGAAUCGUCUCGAUUUGCCUGGAAAACAAAAUAGCUCUUUACUCUCCUCAUACCAGUUGGGACAGUGUUACCAAUGGAGUAAACGACUGGCUCGCUUCAUCUUUGCCGUUAGCUAGUGCACAACCUAUUUUAGAAAAUCUUUCCAACCCUUCCUAUGGCGCAGGAAGGAUUUGUGUUACACAGGGUGAACUAACACUUGGCGGGGCUCUUAAUCGAAUAAAGUCGUAUACCAACUUGAAUGAUUUGAAAUUAGCUAUGGGCGUGAACAGAAAUCUAGAGAGUCCUAUUCGGACCUUUGCCGUAUGUGCUGGGUCUGGUACGAGCGUGCUGAAAGGAGUGAAGGCUGAUCUUUAUAUUACAGGCGAAAUGUUUCACCAUGAUGUACUGGAAGCCAUUCAUCAGAACAUUCAUGUUGUUCUUCUUAAUCACAGCAAUUCAGAACGAGGAUAUUUACUCGUAUUUCGUCAGAUACUACUCAACAUGUUAAAAGAAUAUCCGAGUAUAAAAAUCGACAUAUCAGAGCAUGAUAUGGAUCCACUACAAACAUAUUGAGUAUCGAUAAACCACUGAAUACAUCGGAUAAUUGCAGAAAUUUACCUUUACUAUCGCGAUGUUACAAAACUGGCAUUUAUGAACUGUAGUAGUUCCAAUAUAGUCGAUGUCAUUUUUUUUCUUAUGAAUAAAUUUAAUCACUUCAAAAACGUUUAUUAAAAUGGAAAAGGUUGGGCGUAGAUUUUAUUAGUUUGUGUGAAAUUAUCAAUUCGUUAAAGCAAAAUUCAUUUCAAGAACACUAAAGUGCUAAGUUUGCCCCAUCUAUUUUUGUAUCAUUGUUCUUGGUCUGGGUUCAAGAGUUGGGUUUCUCAGAGAUUGUAUUGCCUUUACAUAAUGAUGAAGGCCAAACCGAACAGAGGCAUCUAGGUAACGACGAAGUAUUUCACUUUCAUCUGUUAUAAAAUUUCUAGAACACAAUUUUCACCAUCUAUUAUCGUGUUUGCUUGAUAAUUCUGAGACUAACCAGAAACAGUUUGUUAUGUCAUGAUGCUUUCCCUUUGAUAUAUCGCUUACUUCUUCAAAACCGUCGUCUAUGGCAGGGAAAUCCGAUAUGCCGGAGACUUUUAGCAGACAAAAUAGGACACUGCUCGCUACUAAUCAAAAUUUCAAUCAUUUAUAAUUGAUACAUCCAAAUCAAUUCUUAGAAAUAUUUCCAAUCAAAUAAUGAAAUAAUAUUAAUAAUUGAUACAAAAUAUACUGAGCUGUAAGUGUUUAAAACCUGACCACAUUUUCACGUGUAUUUUUCCUUAAGUUUCUAAUUUGCAUCCCUAUAUAGAAAAUAAAGAUGUGUAGUCUGUAGUAAAUAUUUAUAGAGACUGCACUGUGUAAUUAAAAUCAGCAUUAAACCAUUUUUCUUUUAGUGAAUCAAAGUGUUACCAAAAAAGAUUUGUUAAAUUAGUGUUAAUUCGAAAGUGUGUUUACUUUUACGAGGAGAAUGAAGUGUUGUGUUGUACA
Messenger RNA from Malaya genurostris, 1954 nucleotides. RefSeq names its product NIF3-like protein 1. The transcript is spliced from 4 exons. NCBI's taxonomy places the organism in Eukaryota, Metazoa, Arthropoda, Insecta, Diptera, Culicidae. The record is from RefSeq and is a predicted model, not a curated record. Gene Ontology annotation, cellular component: mitochondrion; cytoplasm. The coding region runs from base 107 to 1000 and encodes 297 amino acids.